Messenger RNA from Eriocheir sinensis (Chinese mitten crab), 5058 nucleotides. RefSeq names its product histone-lysine N-methyltransferase, H3 lysine-79 specific-like. Lineage: Eukaryota; Metazoa; Arthropoda; Malacostraca; Decapoda; Varunidae. Bases 293 to 3109 code for a protein of 938 amino acids. The record is from RefSeq and is a predicted model, not a curated record. The transcript is spliced from 7 exons.
GGUGUGUGCUGUGCCGUGGGCUAGGAAAGGUUUACUUGGUUGCCUGGGGAGGGAUCUCAUCUUGUGCUGCCCAGUCCGCUGAUUAACGUGCCCUUGCAGUGUAUUCAUUGUGUGUGUGCACCAGACCUUCUAAAAUUUUCCACAAGUAGUAUAUGGCCCGAUACCUCUCCCUUCUUCUUAGUUGGUCACAACCGAGAGAGCCUGGGUUCGAUUCCCGGGCGGAGUGGAAAAAUUUGGGCGGCUUUUCCGAUACCCUACGCCCCUGUCCACCCAGCAGUGUACCAGCGUGAAGAUGUCAGGUCGCAACGCUUUGGUGGAGCGGCGCACCUUCCAGAACGCCAACCAGGUGGUGGAGUUGACCAUACGCACCAUUCCCAAGGCUCAACACCACCAGCGAGGACGUCAACACCGGUCACCAACACCACCACCACCUUUCACUCGUAACUGCUGCAACAAGAACAACAAGAACAAGAACAACAACACCCUGAAACACACCACCACUCAACACCAACCACCACCAACAUGUCAACACCAUUCACCACCACCACCACCACCAUUGAAGCCACAUUUCCACACCACCACCUCCACCAACACCAGGGCAGCCAGUAGGGUCAACACGAAGGUCGACGCUCCCCCCAAGAGGUCAAAGGUCACUGUGGAGGUCCGCCAGAAAAGGUCAUCUUCGGAAGGUCAAAAUAAUGUCGUGAUGGUCGGAGGAAGGGAGGAGGCAUGUUCUUCCUCCUCCUCCUCCUUCUCUUCCUCUUCGUCUUCAAGGAGGAGGAAGAAAGAGAGAGAGAGGAGGAUUGAGGAAUAUAUCAUUGAAUCUGACCCACCUCCUCCUCCUCCUCCUUCUUCACCUCCUCCUCCUCUUCCUCCUCCUUCUUCACCUCCUCCUCCUCUUCUUCCUUCCUCUGCUCCUCCUCCUCCCUCCUCCUCGGACAACCACACACCGCUUGAGAAUGAUCAUCGUCAGCAGCAGCAACACAACGCUCGGCUCCUCUCAGAUGACACAACACCGUCACCCUUCGGAGCUAGUGCCCUGGGGUACCUGCGGCAGCUUAGGACACUGCUGGAGGCCCGGGGGGUGAGUGACGGGGGGGCACUGGUGGGGGUCAUCGAGGCCCUCAUAUCAGGUCAGGGGUCGGCCGGAGGGGUCGGGGGGCCACCUCCACCCCUUGACCUCUGCCCCACACCUGUUACUGCUACCACUAUUACUACUACUGCUACUGCUACUACUGCUACCCCUGCUACUACUACUACUGCUACCCCUGCCACUGCUACUACUUCAGGGGAUGAGGUUGAUAGUAAUAGUCUUUUGAGGGAGGUCAAGAGGCAGAAAGAGGUCAUAUCACACCAAGAGAAGGUUAUCAAUGACCUCCGCCACCUCAGUUCACAGCUCAUCGCUCAGCAGGAGAAGAUCAUGGGCUUCCAACGCCAAACACCCACAAGAGAGGAAGAGGAGGAAGAAGAGAAGAAAAAGAAGAAGAAGGAGGAGGAGGAGAAGAGAGAGGAGAGAGAAGAAAACCGGAAACUCCUCCAUGAGAACCGUCGUCUCCGAGAGCAAAUUGUGAACUUGGAGAUUAGCCGAACAAGAGCUGACCUUCAACACCAGCGCACAACACCACCACCACCCACCACCGCAGCACCACCAACACCACCACAGAAGCUGACCCGUUCACAGAAUUUACCGCACAGUGAACGCACCCACACCGACGCACUUCCGCCCCAUUCCAUAAUAGGUCAAUCUGUCCCUCCUGUCCGCCCUAACACACAUACUGUCCCGUCCCAUAUGCGUUCUGACCCCAUACCAGACAACACGGCCUCCACCCAUUCCCAGGCAGUCCCCGCUCCCCCGCAGCCCUCUUCCACUCGCUCCGCUGUCCCCCAUUCCGCUAAAUCCAGCUCGGAAAGUGAGGUGGAUUCUGCUUAUGGUAGAACAGACUCUUGCCUGACUUCUAAGACGUCAACGCCAUCUCAUCGCCCUGGGACGUAUUCGAGUGCUGUUUUAGGGUGCCAAGGGGUGCCGGAGGGGAGGGAAGACGUGGAGGAGGUGGAGGAAAGUGGAGGGGAGGUGGAGGGAACUGUGGAAGGUGGAGGAAGGGAGGAUAAGGAAAAUACCUUAGAAUCAGGGAGAGAAGGGAGGGAAAUGGAGAGAGAGAAAGAGAGAAGGAGAGAUUGGAGAGAGGAGAGAAGGGAGGAAACUGGAGGAGAGGUGGAGAGAGAGAGGAAAGAAUGGAGGAGGAGAGAGAAAGUACGGAGGAGGAAAAAUUGGAGGGAAGAGGAAAGCAGUAGCGACAUGGAGAGAAGGAGAGAGAAUGGAGGGAAGAAAGUGGAGGAAAGGGAGGGAGAGAGGAGGAAAAAUUGGAGGGAAGAGGAAAGCAGUAGCGACAUGGAGAGAAGGAGAGAGAAUGGAGGGAAGAAAGUGGAGGAAAGGGAGGGAGAGAGGAGGAAAAAUUGGAGAGAGGAGGAAACCAGUAGCGACAUGGAGAGAAGGAGAGAGAAUGGAGGGAAGAAAGUGGAGGAAAGGGAGGGAGAGAUGGAGAGAAGGAGAGAGAAUGGAGGGAAGAAAGUGGAGGAAAGGGAGGGAGAGAGGAGGAAAAAUUGGAGAGAGGAGGAAACCAGUAGAGAUAUGGAGAGAAGGAGAGAGAAUGGAGGGAAGAAAGUGGAGAAAGAGAGGAGAGAAGGAGAGAGAAUGGAGGGAAGAAAGUGGAGGAAAGGGAGGGAGAGAGGAGGAAAAAUUGGAGAGAGGAGGAAACCAGUAGAGAUAUGGAGAGACCAUUUCAACACCAGAGCUUCAUCACCACUCAACCACCACCAACAACAACACCACUCAACACCACAACACUCACAACAACACCACUCAACACCACAACACUCACAACAACACCACUCAACACCACAACACUCACAACACACCCUAUAUCCACCACCACCCUCCUGUCACCUCCACAACACCAGAGCUUCAUCACCACUCAACCACCACCACCAGUCAACACCACGACACUCACCACUCACCCUAUACUGUCAUCACCACCUUCGGACACCACCACCACCCGAGCAGAACGCAAGAAAAACAAAAAAAAGGUCAUCGAUGUGGUACUACAGCUAAACGACCUUAACCUCAGACGACCCAAGCUGCUCCCUGACAUCAGCGACCUUUCCUCCCUAAGCUCCAUGGGCGACUACAACCCCAGCGACCUUAGGGACCUUAUAAGCAGCCGGUCAACGCAAGAGAGCUCAUUUUUAGAAGGCAUUUACGGACGACACACUCGCACUAUAACCCCAAUGGACACAGACUCAGGGGGCUCCAGGCACUCCUCGCGGCACUCCCGGCCUGGCACUGGGCUAAUAAUGGAGUCGACGCGAGUGCCAAAUAGUGCCAAGGUCAGGGACAGCUCCAGGUCGACUUUUGCGAGGCUGGACCCCGCCACGCCUUCGAUCGAGGAGUUGAGAAGCAUGGUGGAUUUGCUUCCCUGAGGUUAGGGUGUUCGUGUGUGUGUGUGUGUGUAGGUUUUUAAAGUAUAUAUGUAUGUGUUUGGAUCAGGAUGUGUGUGUGUGUGUGUGUGUGUGUGUGUGUGUGUGUGUGUGUGUGUGUGUGUUUUAUUGCUAACAUCAUUUUUUGGCAUGAAUUUGAUGUAUAUGAAUGUGUGUGUGUGUGUGUGUGUGUGUGUGUUUGUUUGUUUGUUUGUUUGUAAUUUCUUCUUAUAUUGCUAAAAUCAUUUUUGAGGCACUAAUUUGAUGUGUAUGAAUGUGUGUGUGUGUGUGUGUGUGUGUGUGUUUGUAAUUUCUUCUUAUAUUGCUAACAUCAUUUUUGAGGCACUAAUUUGAUGUGUAUUAAUGUAUGUGUGUGUGUGUGUGUGUGUGUGUGUGUGUGUGUGUGUGUGUGUAAUUUCUUCUACAUACACCCUAUACACCCAUACAUACUGCCAGGGUGAUAGAGCAAGUGUGAGGUGGUCAGCAGAGUUUUAUUUAAAGUAAGUAGGCCUAUAUAUUGAUCUACAGUUCACAGUAUAAAAAUAAUGUUAAAAUCUAUGCCUAUUUUUUAUUGCUAUGCUCGAGAUGUAGAAAAAAUGGUGGAUUACAAGUCCGAGGUUUACAUAGAGUUUUGUUAUGAAUAAUCUCACCGGGGAAACUAACGUAGAAAUAUAUUUAUAGUGUUGAAGGUACAUGUUGUUGUUGUUGUUGUUGUUAAGCUAAAAAAUGGUACUGAGAAUUAGGGGGUAUGUUUAAAAUAAUACACACACACACACACACACACACACAUCAAAUUCGUGCCUAAAAAAUGAUGUUAGCAAUAAAAGAAGAAAUUACACACACACACACACACACACACACACACAUCAAAUUCGUGCCUAAAAAAUGAUGUUAGAUUUAUUGCUAACAUCAUUUUUUAGGCACGAAUUUGAUGUGUGUGUGUGUAUUAUUUUAAACAUACCCCCUAAUUCUCCGUAACAUUUUUUACCUUAACAACAACAACAACAACAUGUACCUUCAACACUAUAAAUAUAUUUCUACGUUAGUUUCCCCGGUGAGAUUAUUCAUAACAAAACUCUAUGUAAACCUCGGACUUGUAAUCCACCAUUUUUUCUACAUCUCGAGCAUAGCAAUAAAAAAUAGGCAUAGAUUUUAACAUUAUUUUUAUACUGUGAACUGUAGAUCAAUAUAUAGGCCUACUUACUUUAAAUAAAACUCUGCUGACCACCUCACACUUGCUCUAUCACCCUGGCAGUAUGUAUGGGUGUAUAGGGUGUAUGUAUGGGUGUGUAGGGUGUAUGUAUGAGUGUAUAGGGCAUGUAUAUGUAUAUUUGUAUGCUGUAUAAAUGGAUUGAAUAGAUUAUGGAUACCUAUUUUUAUACAGUACCUAGCGAUUCUUACUUUGAAUAAACUAAUUUCGACAAACACACACACUAAUUCUGUCACCCUGAGAGUAUGUAUGGGUGUAUAUUGUAUGUAUAUGAAUAGUUGUAUGCUGUAUAAAUGGAUUGAAUAGAUAAUGGAUACAUAUUUUUCUACUGUAGAUAGCGAUUCUUACUUUGAAUAAACUCAUUUCGACAAACA